Molecule: messenger RNA, 2964 nt
Organism: Alligator sinensis (Chinese alligator)
Lineage: Eukaryota; Metazoa; Chordata; Crocodylia; Alligatoridae
Gene: TMEM106A
Product: transmembrane protein 106A
Exons: 7
Coding region: 1-786 (261 amino acids)
Source: RefSeq, a predicted model, not a curated record
AUGGGUGAAUCGCUUUCCAACCUCUGGAAGGGCUCUGGCCAGAAGGAGAGUGAACCCGUCCUGCCCAAGAAAUCAAUUGCUGAGGAUGAAGUCUCCGGUUAUGGCAGUAUUAAUGCUACUCCCUGUGCACCAUGCUUGGGCAUUGCAAGUCGGGGCUGCGUCAACUGCCCAACAUGCCAGGGAACGGGAAGAAUCCCCAGGGGGCAAGAGAAGCAGUUGGUGGCUCUGAUUCCAUAUGGUGACCAGAGGCUGAAGCCCAGACGAACGAAACUGUAUGUGUCACUUGCGGUGGUGAUUUGCCUGCUGAUGUCUUCUCUCAUCAUAUUCUUCCUGUUCCCUCGCUCCAUAAACGUGCAGCCUGCAGGGCUGAAUGCCUCCUCCAUUGCCUUCGAUGCAGCCAUUUCCAGUAUCAUCCUCAACAUGACAAACAUGUUGAACAUUACCAACAGCAAUUUCUACCCAAUCGCUGUCAGUCAGCUGGAGAUUGAGGUUUUACACCUGACCCUGGUGAUAGGAAAAACUAGCAUGAAGAACCUGCUGAAUAUGGGUCCUUUGCAGAGUGGCCAGAUAUAUUACAUGGUCUCCAAUAUGAUAACGGAUAAUAAUACGUACAACAUCUGUACGUGGACCAGAAUCAAAGUCCACAAUAUUCUACUGCAUAUACAGGGCACUCUGACCUGUUCCUAUCUGUGCCACUCGGAGCAGCUGGCUUUUGAGAACUAUCAGUAUGUGGACUGUCGAGGGAAUACAACGUCACCUCACCCACUUUACCAUGGCCCUCCCUGACAGGGCUGGGAUGGUGGAAUCGCUGGAGGCCAUGUUCUCCUGUUGCAAAGGCAAGUUGCAGGAGAGGGGUGCCAACUCCUAAAGCUGCUUUCUGAGCCAUUCUGAUUGAAGCAGGACAUGGGACUCUUUCCUGAGAAGAUACUUUCACUCUGCCACUGUCUCUUCAGCAGAGACUCAAUGGAUUUGGUGAACUUGGGCCACGUUGCUCCAAGCUUGCAAUUCCCAUUUCUGUGCCUUAUGGUGGCCAGUGUAAGUAGAGCACUCCACAUUUGGGAAAUAGCUGCACUCACUGGUUGAGUGCAGGCUGCUGGACCUGCAAAGUUAACCUGUGCCAUACUUGCUUUUUGUGCAACCUAUCAGUCAAAUCAAGUUUUGCUAUUUCCCUGCCAUAUUGCAUCAUUGUGUGUGUGCCCUUAAUUAAGCAUAAAAGUAAUACACAAAGGGAAGGUGUGAUACAAUUCCUCUUGGACAAACAGCACCCACACUUAGUUCUGAAGUGCCAAUUGCGCUUUCUAUGUGCAAGUGGUAGCAGUGAGUUAUAGUGGGUCCCAUACACAGGGUAAAUAAGGGUGUUGAUAUGUGUUUGUCCAGUCCAAGACCAUGAGUGAGUGUAGGUUUUGUGAGUUUUUAAAAAGUAAAUUCAUGCUCUAGUUUUUCCUAACGCACAAAAGGGAUAGCUUCACAACGGGAGUCAUGCAGUCCAUGGGAGCCCCGGCUUGUCUUGUACCCAUAAUUUUGGGAGAGUUUGUGCUGUGUUGGGUGGGGGCCUGUCAGGCAUUCUAAGCCCAGCAAAGCUAGUUUCCUGCCUGACUCUGGCAGCUCCUGUCCUAAAAAAAAUAAACAGGUGAGGAAAAGUGCACCCUGACCAAGGGAAACUGUUUUAUUCAAAUACCAGGAAACAACACUCACUCUUCAUAGUUUGCCCUGUGGGAGAAGCAGCCCUAGCAACACAUCUUUCUUAUAACUCAUGUUAUCCUUUUGUUCUCUGUAAAGACCAGGGGCAAGUAAGAAUACACAAACACCCCCUGCCUGCUAGGCCAGCAUUCUUAGAAUGGGCAGUUUCAUCCUAAACACAACAAUUAUACCUGCAGGCCAGCACAUUCCCUGUAUCCAAGUUUUGCUAAUGCUCCACAUGUUCUGACUGGCUGGAUAUGGAAUGUUGGAUACAUAAUCUCCCCCCUCACACCAUGUUUUAAUACCACUCCAAUUGAAUGAAAAUAUGGGGAAAAUGCAAGACAGUCAUUGGGAGACCUGAACUCUCGUGUCUCCAGCAAAGACUUGUUUGUUCCUAAACAUGUUCACAAAACCACCACUCUCCGCAAAGAACCAGAGUGCUUCUGGCAUCAGGAGGGCCAUUGGACCAAUGCAGAGAAGUAGACCAGUGCUGCCCACUGCUGUGUUGCCAGAGGACAGCAUCAUUCAACAAGCAAGUUCACCUUUUGGUAUGUGCUCCUGAGUGCUUCAGAUGGGCCACUGAAGUGAUCUGAAAACAGCAGUGGGACAAAUCUUACCCCCCUUGGGGAUGAGGAAGAAUUGCAUACUGUUCUGAAUACAUUGCUUGCCUGUUUCUUCUUUUCUGUUCUCUCUCUUCAUGCUUGUAUGUGCUAAAUCAGAGGUCAGCAAUGUUUUGGCAGCAAGGGCCGGAGCUUGUGACUAUUCAGCUGUUGCUGCUCCCAUGUCUCUACCUCUCCCUCCUCCCACUGGCCAACUUCCUCUUUGCACUCACCUUAGUUACAUAUACCCAGUUCCUCUAGGGAGGAAAGCACAGAUACAGCCCUUCAUCCAUUUUGCAGGGGAUGGAUGACAUGGCACAGCUGCAUGCCAGAGAUUCCCCGGGGCCAAAUAGCACCUCAGCGGGUGCAGGCCAUUGGUUGCCCACUCCUGCGCUUAAUGAUUGCAUCUGCUCUGAUGUCCCUGCCUCUGGCAUGGAGUUUCUGUGCUCCAACGCUACAGUCUGCCAUGUACCUGUCCUCCGGGUCAGUAUGUUCUUAAAUAAAGAGGGCAUUGUACCUAAGUGUCUUCUCCUUGUAUUCCAUCCAGGAAGAGCACACACUAACUGCUGAAACUUCCUUAGCCUGAUGAAGGGUUUUUGAACCUGAAAGCUUGCUUAAUAAUUGUUUUCCAACUAUUUAAGUUGGUCUAAUAAAAAAUAUCAGAUUCACCCAAAGAACUUUGUCU